Molecule: messenger RNA, 360 nt
Organism: Macrosiphum euphorbiae (potato aphid)
Lineage: Eukaryota; Metazoa; Arthropoda; Insecta; Hemiptera; Aphididae
Source: the annotation of a GenBank genome assembly
AUGAAAAAUAGAGGUGGUGAAAAAGGUGGUCUUAUGUACCCUAGCAAUGAUGUGCUUGAAAUUUGUUUCGAGACUGAAAAGCUUUUAAAGAUGUAUAACUUUGAAACUAGAGCAAUUAAUACCAUAGCAAUCCAAUCCAAAAUUCUCAAUUAUGUUUUAUCCCAUCGAAAAAUAUUUAAAUCAUUAGAGUUUCAUAGUGCUGAAAGUAAUAGUCCUUUCUCGGAUCAUGUUACACUAUUAAUUAAAUCCAUAUCAUAUACAUAUGUGAAACUUAAAAUCAGUCAUAGCUUAAGAGCUCGUAAUGAAAACCCAUCUUUAAGGACUUGGUAUAAUAAGUUAAUACUUUUUAGAGGCCAAUGA